AUGGGAAUACUUAAUCUUAUUUUUGUUUCUCUAAUGCUUUGUUUAGGAACUGCUGGAGAUAAGUUCACUUAUCAUAAUGGCCAAAAAUUCUCUACAAAAGAUCAGGAUAACGACAGAUCUACAGUUAACUGUGCCGCAGUAAAUCCAAUAAGAGGAGCCUGGUGGUACGGUGACUGUAAACUGAGCAACCUAAAUGGUGUCUAUCGGAACGGAGCGGACAAUGGUACUAUGGUAUGGGGAACCGCUGGAAAUUCUCUGGCUGAUCAUGAUGGCCAUAAAUUCACUACAAAAGAUCAGGAUAACGACGUAGCCUAUGUAAACUGUGCUACAGUCGAUGUAAUAAGAGGAGCCUGGUGGUUCUAUGAGUGUAGAAAGAGCAACCUGAAUGGUGUCUAUGCGAUCGGAGGGGAUGGUGGAACCAUGAAAUGGGGUGGCAUUCGCUCCAUUAAGAGCGCUGAAAUGAAGAUCAGGCCGGUGGAUUUUUAG
Messenger RNA from Orbicella faveolata, 486 nucleotides. RefSeq lists its product as uncharacterized. Lineage: Eukaryota; Metazoa; Cnidaria; Anthozoa; Scleractinia; Merulinidae. The record is from RefSeq and is a predicted model, not a curated record.